Chara braunii is the source of this 1129-nucleotide messenger RNA. Lineage: Eukaryota; Viridiplantae; Streptophyta; Charophyceae; Charales; Characeae. The record is from the annotation of a GenBank genome assembly.
GGGCAAGGGUAGCGCCAAUUGUGAGAGAGACGAGGACAUAAUAUGGGCGCAGCUGAACACGAUGGAGCGGUGGGGGAGUUGCAACAUAAAGAUAUUAUUUUCUACACAAAAGACGACGUUUCGUAUGCAGAGGAUAGUGGGCUCGACGACGAGGACGUGGUCAGUUACUAUGAUAACCUUUGUGCAGGGUGUGUGGAUUGGGAAGUAGAUAGUGAGAGGGGCCGUGAAGGGGAUGUGUGGGACAGCGAUGAACAUGAGGGGAGGACUGGCGAAUGGUGGGAGAACCUGAUGGCGCUUUGUUCUCAGGACGGCGCCGAGAAUGCUGACGUCGACGGUGUCACUCAUCUGCAGCAGGGUAACGGAGAGCAGGCAGGUGAGUGGGAGGUGGAGCAGGGGUUCAUGGCAGAGGCGGUCGUUGUGGUGGAGAAGAGGCAAGGAAUGGGCGCGAUCGGGGAUAAGGGUUGGAAGGUGGACAACAACAAUAACAACAACAACAUCAAUAACAACAACAACAACAACAGCGAUAACAACGAGCAGCGAAUGGGCGAAAUGGGUGAGACAGGCGAGAAGGAUGAUAACAACAACAACAACAACAACAACAACAACAACAACAGCAACAACAACAUCAACAACAACAACGACGAUAACAACGAGAUGAAGGAGAUGGGAGAGAAUGAUGUCAGCAACAACAACGACAACAACAACGACAACAACAACAACAACAACAACAACAACAACAAUAACAAAGACAAUGAUGACAAACACAUGGAUGAGAUGGGAGAGAAUAAUAACAACAAAAACAAUAACAAUGACAACAACAACGACGGUGAGCUGGGAUUGGGUGAAAUUGGCAAGGAGGGCGAGAAGAAUGAUAACAACAACAACAACAACGACAGUGAAAACAACAACAACGACAACAUCAACAACAAUCAUGACGAUGGUGGCGUGGGGCAGGGAGGGGUUGUUGUGCAUCCAAACUCUGUAUCAGCAUCAUGGGGAAGAUGCUGCCAUCAACGAGGUGGGGGGGAAUUAGUAGCGUGUUGGGAAUGGUGAAGUGGGGUUUGUGCUUGAAGAUACGACUUACCGUUCCCCCCCACCCGUACUUGGUGUUUUCUCAUGCUGAUUCGUC